Tribolium castaneum (red flour beetle) is the source of this 1227-nucleotide messenger RNA. RefSeq names its product zinc transporter ZIP3. The record is from RefSeq and is a predicted model, not a curated record. Bases 84 to 1205 code for a protein of 373 amino acids. Gene Ontology annotation, biological process: zinc ion transmembrane transport. Gene Ontology annotation, molecular function: zinc ion transmembrane transporter activity. Gene Ontology annotation, cellular component: plasma membrane. The transcript has a single exon. NCBI's taxonomy places the organism in Eukaryota, Metazoa, Arthropoda, Insecta, Coleoptera, Tenebrionidae.
AAUAAUUACCAUCGUGCGCCUGACCAGGCAAAACCUCCCUCGCUGUGAGUCAGUCAAGCCGCGCCACUCGACCAUGCAGCACCAUGGAGUUGGUCCCCACGAAAAUCCUAGUGGCUGUCCUCUUCGGAGUCCUCCGCUUUUUCUUCGGCAUUCUCCCCGUUAAAAUCUACAAGUUGCUGCUGCACUGGGAGGGCCAGGACGACUCCCAGCACUUCAUCAACAAGAAGCGCCACCAGCAGGUCACCUGCACCCUCGCCCUGUGCCAGUCCUUCGGCGGCGGCGUCCUCUUCGCCACCUGCAUGCUCCACAUGAUGCCCGAGGUGUACAAAUCGGUCGAGGAGCUCAAACGCCUCGGCAACGUCAACACCGACUACCCCCUCUCGCAGAUGACCAUCUCCGUCGGCUUUUUCCUAGUGUACUUCAUCGAGGAGCUGUCCCACUGGUUCGUGACCCACGUCCCGGACGACGCCUGCGAGAGAAUCUCGCGCUCGGCGACCCCCACGUCCAACAAAGUGGCCCCGAAGAGUGCCUUCACCGAGGAGAAGAAGCCCAUCCCCCAAACCCCGUUCAUUGUGGACGAGUACGAGAAGAAACCACCGGACGAACCCGACACUUACAGUCUGAAUGCGGAGGAGAUUGAAAAUGAGAAAAACCAGAAAAAUAUCGACCUGGACUCGGAGCUGGAGCGCGUGGAGUCGGCCAAGUCCUCGGUGGAGAAGGCGGUCAAGACCAAGCAGCAAAUCAUGCGCUAUGUCCUGGUGGUGGUGGCUUUGUCCUUCCAUGCCAUGUUCGAAGGCCUGGCGAUUGGGCUCCAGCACAGCAUCGCCAAUAUUUGGUACCUGUUUGUGGCCGUUUCCAUUCACUCAGCCACGAUUUUAUUUUACAUUAGUCUCGAGCUGGUUUUGGCCAAAACUGAGCUGAGGCGGAUUCUCACCCACGUUGCGAUUUUGUCGGUUACUAGUCCGGCUGGGGUCCUCUUGGGGCUUCUUAUUACGCAGAAAGCUAACAUGAAUACGCAAGCCAAGUCCACGGCAGUGGUGCUCUUGGAAGGGCUGUCGGCUGGGACGAUUUUGUACAUUACGUUUUUUGAAGUUUUGAAUCGGGAGAAGGAGCGGAGAGCGUGGACUAUAAGACGUGGAGUGUGCAUUUUAGGGGGGUUUGUGCUCAUGGCCCUGUUACAGUGUGCGGAAAUGUAUAUAGAGUGAUAAAUAAAUUGUAUUUUUUUAA